Exophiala aquamarina CBS 119918 is the source of this 570-nucleotide messenger RNA. RefSeq names its product acetyltransferase. Gene Ontology annotation, molecular function: protein-N-terminal amino-acid acetyltransferase activity. The transcript is spliced from 2 exons. Gene Ontology annotation, cellular component: NatB complex. NCBI's taxonomy places the organism in Eukaryota, Fungi, Ascomycota, Eurotiomycetes, Chaetothyriales, Herpotrichiellaceae. Gene Ontology annotation, biological process: N-terminal peptidyl-methionine acetylation. Bases 1 to 570 code for a protein of 189 amino acids. The record is from RefSeq and is a predicted model, not a curated record.
AUGCCGACCAUACGCAGAGUUCGACCAUCAGAUCUUUUCCAGCUAAAUCUCUGCAAUCUUGACCCCUACACGGAGAACUAUGACUUGGGAUUUUAUCUUCAAUACCUCAUGAGAUGGCCUUCAUUGUUUCAGUGCAUUGAAGAGCAGGGUCAGAUCGUCGGUUAUAUCAUUGGCAAGGUCGAGGAAACUCCCAAACACCUGCAGGCAUCACCACACUACUUACCGUGGCAUGGCCAUGUUACAGCCCUGUCCAUAGCGCCACAGUAUCGACGGCUGGGAUAUGGCAAGCUCCUGACUGAGUCGCUGGAGACGGCAUGCAAUCAACAAGAUGCCUGGUUUGUCGAUCUCUUUGUUCGGAAGAGCAACCAAAACGCCAUCAAGAUGUAUGAAAGCAUGGGGUACUCUACCUUUCGAACCGUGGUCAAGUACUACUCGGACGAUCCCACCGGAGUGUCGAAAGACGGGGAGGAUGCACUGGAUAUGAGGAAGUCGCUUGACCGAGACGUGAGCAGAAGCCAUGUCCGGGAGAAUGGAGAGACUUUCCAAGUCGAUCCGGAUGAUGUAUUUUGA